CCGCGCUCUCCCAUUCCGGGAUGUUCGCGCUCCCCCCGCUGCCCUCCAACACCUCUCAGUGCUGGGUCCCCAACGAAACGCAAACCGUAUUCGCUCCGGUUCCGGCGAGAGCUGGACUCGCCCGGGAGGUCAUCAAGUGGCUGCAGAGCCUGGACCUGCGAUUCCCCUUCAAAAACGUCAAGAAAGCCUUUUGUAAUGGUUAUCUUGUGGCUGAAAUCUUCUCCUGGUACUAUCCUCAAGAUGUUGAUAUCAAAGUUUUUAACAAUGGAGUCUCAUUCCCUUCCAAACUGAAGAACUGGUCACAACUGGAGCACUUUUUUUUCAGGAAAAAGUUGAAUAUUCCCAAGGAACUAAUUUAUGCUACAAUGCAUUCAAAACCAGGGGGAGCAGAGUAUUUGAUACAACACAUAUACACCUUGCUGACAAAUAGGCAAGCAAAGCUCAUCCUUGAUGAUGAACUGGACUUUAGGGACUACGGCUACCAGUUGAAGCUGCCUUUGAUUGCCAGGGCAACUGCCGCCAAUGCCAUUCGAACCAACCUGAGAUUAACUGAGCUGUUGGAAGACCCUGAUAUCUACACAAUCAACCAGAGGGCUCUGGCGAUUAUCAACAUGCACAUGCAACAUAGGCAACUAGCAAGACUGGAACAUCCAAAGCGUUAUAAUUUGAAACCCACACUGGGUGAGCGAGCAACAAGACUUCCACUCCCUCAAUAUCAAUAUGAGUGCCUGUACCCUGACAGCAAAAGAACAGAGACAGCUGAAUCAAAAUCCACCAGCUCAGAAAUCCGGAGUAAGAGCAAUGUUCACUUUAAGGAGAUCAAUGUGAAGCAGGUGGUUAGAGAUUCACAGUUACUGUCUGCAAACCAUCAAAGGUGCAACUUUGGACAGUAAAAAGGGUCUGAAUGGAGUUAACGAUGUUGAUAUUCAGUUCAUCAAUAAAACUGAACUGCAGCGUUUUUUUUAAAGAUGUAUGUUAAACAAAUUACUAUGGAAUACCAUUAACUAUACGUUACUCAAUUAAAUUAUGUCAACAAUUUUCCGAAGCCUGACAUGGCAGUAUUACCAGCAUUUCAGCCAUUGCUAAA
Messenger RNA from Carcharodon carcharias (great white shark), 1087 nucleotides. It is a transcript of the gene spata4, whose product is annotated as spermatogenesis associated 4. Gene Ontology annotation, biological process: regulation of cytoskeleton organization. The coding region runs from base 21 to 893 and encodes 290 amino acids. Gene Ontology annotation, cellular component: axoneme. Gene Ontology annotation, molecular function: microtubule binding. The record is from RefSeq and is a predicted model, not a curated record. The transcript has 6 exons. NCBI's taxonomy places the organism in Eukaryota, Metazoa, Chordata, Chondrichthyes, Lamniformes, Lamnidae.